AUGUUUGAGACUGAUAUACCUAUUGAAUAAUGUAUGAGUAAUUUAGUAUCAUCAUUAAAACCAAAAUUUAGAUCAAUUCAUAAAACACAAAAUGAUGAUGAAGAAUUGAGUGAAAAUGUCGCUGAUUCAUAACAUUAAAUAGAACUUUUCAGAUCAUUAACUAUUAAAAAUGUAAUUAAUAUUAUAAGAGUUCAAACUAUUAAUGAUAGAUGGAUUGGAAUUUAACUUAGAGAUCCCUUUGUUACUUGUGGAUGGCUACUUUCUGAAACUAUUCGAAAAAUUAGUUAAUUAAAUUUAAAUUAUGAUCCAUUUAAUAUUGUAGGAUUUAAAACCAAUAAUAUUCAUUUAGAUUAUCAUUUAAGUUGCUUACAUUUAUUAUUACCAAACUUAAAUGGAAUACUUCUUACUCCAUUAUUACGUCAAGGAUUAAAAGAACCAAUUAAUUUAGAUUGGUUUGAAAUAAUUAAAAAAAUAGGUGCUGGAAGUUUCUCUGUUGUUUAUUUAGUUAGAAAUAAAGAAAAUGGAUAAUUUUAUGCUAUGAAAGUUACAGACAAACAAUUAAUGUUUGAAAGUGGAAAAGAAGAAUUAGUAAUCAAAGAAAGAUAAAUUCUUAUCAAAUUAAAUCAUCGAAGAAUCAUUACAUUACAUGCAUCUUUUUAAUCUGUAUCAUAUUUUAUUAAACUGAAUAGAAAACAAAACUAUAUUUUAUCUUUGAUUAUUGUCCUGGUGGAGAACUUUAUUAUCAUUUAAGAAAAUAGAAAAGAUUUUGUGAAAAUUAAGCUAAAUGGUUAUUUAUAUAAAUAUUAGAUGGAAUUUAAUAUCUACAUUCUAAAAAUGUAAUAUAUAGAGACUUAAAACCAGAGAAUAUAUUAAUAGAUUUAGAAGGUUAUCCAAAACUCGCUGAUUUUGGAUUAAGUAAACCAGUUGAAAAUUAAGAUGAUCUAAAUUUUUCAUUUUGUGGAUCCUUAGAAUAUAUGGCUCCUGAAAUGAUUGAAUUAAAAGGACAUAAUUAAACUUUAGAUUAUUAUUAAUUAGGAAUCUUAUUGUAUGAAAUGGUAGCUGGAAUUCCUCCAUUUUUUGCCAAAACUAGAUAAGAAAUGAUUAAAAAUAUUUUGUCAAAACAAAUCAAUUUUCCAAAUUUCUUUUCAAAAAACUUAAUUGAUCUUAUUUCUAAUUUAUGUAAAAAAAAUAUAAAUGAAAGAUUAUGUGGAAAAAGUAAAAUUCUCUUAUAUAAAUAGCAAUAUUAUAACAUCCUUGGCUUUAGGGAUUCAUAAAAAAAAUGCCAAUAAAAUAUAAAUUAGAUACUUUUCAUAUUGAUAAGUUGUUUAUGAAUCAAUAAUCUUUAAAUAUUGAAAGUGGACCUAGAUGUAUAAUUGAAGAGUUUAAUCUUUAAACAAUGUCACAAUCAGUUAAAGAUGAAGAUUGGCAUUCUUUCGAAAAAUUUUAAACUUUUUACUACAAAAAACAAUAAUGA
Messenger RNA from Paramecium sonneborni, 1474 nucleotides. The record is from the annotation of a GenBank genome assembly. Lineage: Eukaryota; Ciliophora; Oligohymenophorea; Peniculida; Parameciidae.